This is a messenger RNA of Marchantia polymorpha subsp. ruderalis, 1487 nucleotides long. Lineage: Eukaryota; Viridiplantae; Streptophyta; Marchantiopsida; Marchantiales; Marchantiaceae. The record is from the annotation of a GenBank genome assembly.
CCGAACUCGACCAGCGACCGAUCCGAGCGUCGUGAGGAAUGAACAGACCGCGGGGAGGCUGUGUUCUGUGUUGGUGAGCCAGAGGCUGCAUUCAUAGAGCGAUCGGAUCGGUGACAAUUUGGUUGCAGUGCGUAUUGCGGUGCUACGGGCCGUAAGCAGCAGCAGAAGCAGCAGCGGGGAGGGAUGGCGCUCUCAUGGAAUAUCGCGAGGGCUACGAGCACGAAGGCGUCGUCGGCGUCCAUGGAGGAGGCCAGGCAUAGGACUCUGGAAUUCUUUCGGGAGGCUUGUCGGGCUCUUCCGCAGCUGAUGGAUCGCUACAAUUUGGACGAGGUCAUCACCCAGUCGCAGCUCCGCUCGAAGAUUGCCGCGCAGUUCCGCAAGCAUGCGGCUGUCACUAACCCUAAGAUUGUGGACAUGCUCGUCUUCAAGGGCAAGGAAGAGCUACAAUACUGUUUAGAUCAUGCAAAACAGCGACAUCAUCUUAUCAGCACUUACGUCGUUGGAUCCGAGGGCCAAGUAGCUCUGAAGAAGCUGGGUACUGUUGAUCACGGAGAGUCAAAGUUUCUCAAGAAUUUCUACCAAAGCAACUUGUUUUAAGAUUCUGAAGCAGCAAGAACACACUUUGGUGGGUUGUUUAUAUACCCUUGUACGUUCUCAUCUGUCUGGAAGCGGUAGUAUCUUCACUGGUUGAAACUGACCUUCUGGACCAAGAUAUGUCGAAUUUCAUCUUGAAUGGGCGACAACAAUAAGUGCGAAGUGUUGGAAGCGAAGCUGCAUCCAUCCUUUUACUGAGAAGUAGGUGCGCCGUCUAUAGGAGUUGCCAGAAAUUACAAAUCGCAGAGUAGGUAAAUAACUCGUCUUUUUUUUCUCCUUGUGUGACUGGAUCAUCAUAGUAUCCAAAGAGAGACUGUCACAGGUCGGAGAAUACUGGCGCAGCUGAGCUGGGCAGAUUCUCAUGAGAAACCGGGUAGUCUUCGGCACUUGUGACGAUUAGAGUAGUCAUUGAUUCAUCCUCUUCAUAUUACAGCCGGGUUUUCACUCUGCAUCUUUCAUACCAAUCGAGAGUAACACCUUUUACUGACAUCUUGUCUCACCUGUCACCGUUCCUUCUUCUUCCCUGUCAGUUUGUGGGCAUCAAUUGUCCGGAGGAGAUCUGGAGAGAGGGAGUGGUCCACAGACUAGAACUGGUCCAAAGCUGUGGCUGUUGAUUGAAAAUUUUGUCAAUUCUGCUCAGAUAUGACCCUGCGCUAUGUACGAUUGCCUGACGCUCGUGUACGUGACAUAUUUCCAGAAAGUUCAUGGGAAGAUCACUUACAAUCUCUGAGCUCAUAUCGCAGCAGAUGGUGAUAUUUCUUUCCAACACUGAUCCAAUGAAGUAUGUGUGCGAGCAAUGUCCAUGUUCGUAGCGUCACGCAGAUGGUUUGUUGGGAACAUCGGGGAACAUAUUGAGAAUAAAGCGGCGGAGACCUCACUUGCCAAAAUUUAGU